Messenger RNA from Paramecium sonneborni, 2647 nucleotides. The record is from the annotation of a GenBank genome assembly. Lineage: Eukaryota; Ciliophora; Oligohymenophorea; Peniculida; Parameciidae.
AUGGAUAAAAAAUAUGAAAAAUCUCAUUCAUCAUAAAAUUAAAUUGAGAUGACUGUUGAGACAUUAACAAACAUUCUUUAUAAUUAUGAAUUUUAUAAAAGAAUAUCAGCUUUUUUAAGUCUAAGAGAAGUGUUUUCAUUAGGAUAAACUUGUCAUACUUUAAAUGAGAUUGUUGAGGUUAAAUAUAUUUAAUUAAUACAUAGAAACAUUAAGAAUUCUUUGGAGAGAUCUAUUAUAAAUUAUUUCUUAAUGAAUAACUUGAAAUGUCUCUAGAGUUAAACUACCCAGAUAUUUAAAGAAGAAAUAAGAUUAGGUUAUCAAAUUUAGAUAAUUCAUAUAUUGAUUGGAAGAAAUAACUUAAGAAAAUGUAUAUAACAAAGUAAGUUAAGUUUAAAUUUUUUAUAGAUAAAGUUUGAAAUUUCCAUUUAUCCUUUGUGAUGCUCUAUUUCCCAAACCUAUUUUGAAGAGAGAAUCCAUAGGAAUAUAUUGUGAAUCAGAGUUUUAAAUCAUGUUAGCAUAACGUUUAGAAUUGGAACAAAAAGGAUUUGAUAAGUUAUUUGACUUUUAAUUUAUUUAGAAUGAAGUAAAUAUACAGUUUAGGACUAGCUUAUGAAUUAAUUAAAAGAAUAUAAAUCCUAAAUCUUGGCAGAAAUGUAAGAAAAGUUAUAACACGACCAAAAACUUAAAAACUAAUUUUUAUAAUAUAGAUGGACUUUAUAAAAUGAAUCAUGUGAAAUUUCAGAUGUUAAUCUAUUAAAUAUGAAUAUUGAUGAGAACCAAAAUGAAAAAUAAAAGGAACCAUUUGAGGAAUAAGAAAUUGAUCUCUUAAAUUUAAUGUCAGAGUUUUAUACUUCUUUGGAGUGUUAUUUGGAAGGAUUAUAAAAGUAUUUUAGUGUAUAUAUAAAUGUUAAUACCAUAAACAGUAUUGAUUUGCUUAGCGAAUAUUUAAUGUAUUGGCAAGCAUAUAGUAAUGCCAUAAUGGAUUUGUCAACAAUAGUAUUUCCUUUUGAAAAUUUAGUAAAUGAGUUACAUCAAAAUUUAUUCCCAAAAUAUCCAUAAUAUCCAAAAUUUUCAAUUUGGAGGGUAAUGACUAAAAUGUGGAUAAAAUAUGUAAACUUCAAAUUAAUCAAAAGAUAAUUAGAAAUGAAUAAUUCUAAGCUAUUUUAUUACAGUGUUUUAUUCGACUACUUUCUACUUAAAGACAAUAACUUUUUAAAAAAGAAUUUGAUUAAGGAGUUAGUGAAGAUCUUGAAAAUAUUUAAUCAUUUUAAAUAACCUAUGAAAUCUAUGAUAAUUUCUUACUUAAACAAAGAAAUAGUUAUAAAGAUCAAUUUUAAAUUGAUACUACACAUUAAUUCUAUACUGAAAUAGUAGAUCUAUUAGGAAACUUUUGUCGAUCAGUUUAAGAUAUAUCAAUUAGUGAGGUUAAAUAUAAUUAUUAAUUUAGGUAUCUGUACAUUGGGUAGGUCAUAAAGAUUGUUGUUAUGAAGAAUUUUAUGAAUAAUUAAGUGAAAAAAUAUAAUAUGAAACUAGCUUAUAUUAUGAUGAGACUAGAUAAGUAUUUGGAUCAAAUAUUAUUUCAUUUAUAGAAUUCAUUAAGUUUGAUAAGGAGUAAAAUAGUUAUUUAUUUAUCCUUUUAGAUUUUUAUAGUAAAUUAUACCUGAACCACUUAUGUUCAAAAUUGAAAAUCUUUAAAGAGAACAUAUAUAUACAUCUUUAUAUUAUUUUUUAGAAUACUCCUAUAUUUAGAGGUUUGUUUAAACAAAUAAGGAAUAAAUUAUACAAAUUUAUAAAACAUCAAGACCAAAAUCUCCUAAAUAAGAGCGUAGUUCUAUAACAUCAUCCUAAAAUAAUGAGCAUCUUGAAACAUAAGGAGAUUCUAAUCUUAAUGAUGCUUAAAAAUUUUUUAAUUUAUGCUUGGAAAAUAGUAAUUUAGAUUUAGAAGAGCUUUUAAUCAAAGAAAAAAAUAAAUAUCAAUCCGAUCCAUUGAUAGAAAUUAUCAAAGUUGUUCUUUCUCAAAUGAAUCUUGAAUAAUUAGCAUCCUUUGAUGAUACAAAUUAAUUUGGUUCUCAGCAAGAAUUUCUUGAUUUUUAAAGGCCUCCUAGAAUACAUAGAGCUUUUUCAAAUACUAAAUGUAAUUAAGAUUAAAUUUAUAUUCAGAAAAUUCAGAAUAAAAUGAAGUUCCAGAAGAAAUUAUUAAAGUUGCAAAAUAAUUUCUAUUUGCUGAUUCUUAAUUUUCUAAAUUAUAUCAAAUAUUCGUUGAAUAUUCAAAUUAUUAUGAUAAAACCUUGAUCUCAGUAAUUACUAAAGACAGAGAUGUUGAAAUUUUAAAUAAUGAUAGAGAGUUGCCUAGAGUAAAAGAAUUUAAAUUUAUAAUAGAUUCUCCCAGAAUAUCUUUAAAAUUUUUAUUAUGUUACAAGAUUCCUGACAAAUUCUUUACUUGAAGAAAACAUCGUUGCUGGUCAAGAAGACGAAUUUGAAGAUCUAGAUUUACCUCCAAGUCUCUCAAAAAAUUCAUCUAAAAUGAAAAGUAUCAAUAAAUUAAAAUAGAAAAUUCGGUUCAAAUUGAAUAUUACUAUUCAGAAGAAGAAGGUGAAAAUAGCUUUAAUAAUGAUGCCUGAUUGGGAAUAGCAUAAAUUAAUAGGAA